Molecule: messenger RNA, 1238 nt
Organism: Fukomys damarensis (Damara mole-rat)
Lineage: Eukaryota; Metazoa; Chordata; Mammalia; Rodentia; Bathyergidae
Product: medium-wave-sensitive opsin 1
Exons: 6
Coding region: 117-1238 (373 amino acids)
Biological process (GO): G protein-coupled receptor signaling pathway; phototransduction; visual perception
Cellular component (GO): membrane; photoreceptor outer segment
Molecular function (GO): G protein-coupled receptor activity
Source: RefSeq, a predicted model, not a curated record
GGGAGGUCUAAGUCUGGGCCCAAUUAAGGGAUCAGAGGGGGCAGAGUUUGGGAGCCUCCCAGUGAGGAGCUGAGUGGCGGCUCAUCCAGUGGGGUAUAAAGCGUGCCCUGCCCGCAAUGAGCAGGGACAGAGUCUUUGCAGCCAUGGUCCAGCACUGGGGCCCAUACGUGCUGGCCGGCGCACAGGCGCAGGAUGCCCACGAGGACAGCACCCAGGCCAACUUGUUCACCUACACCAACAGCAACUCCACGCGAGGCCCCUUCCAUGGCCCCAAACACCACAUCGCACCCAGGUGGGUGUACCGCCUCACCAGCGCCUGGAUGAUCAUUGUGGUCAUUGCGUCUGCCUUUACCAAUGGGCUUGUACUAGUGGCCACUAUGCUCUUCAAGAAGCUGCGCCACCCCCUGAACUGGAUCCUUGUGAACCUGGCGGUCACCGACCUAACAGAAACACUCAUCACUGGCACCAUCAGCGUCGUGAACCAGAUCUAUGGCUACUUCGUGCUGGGCCAUCCUCUGUGCAUGGUGGAGGGCUACACCGUCUCCCUGUGUGGCAUCACAGGCCUCUGGUCCCUGGCCAUCAUCUCCUGGGAGAGGUGGCUGGUGGUGUGCAAGCCCUUUGGUAACGUGCGGUUUGAUGCCAAGCUGGCUAUUGUGGACAUUGUGUUCUCCUGGGUCUGGUCUGCGGUGUGGAUGGCCCCACCCCUCUUUGGCUGGAGCAGGUACUGGCCCCACAGUCUGAAGACCUCCUGCGGCCCGGACGUGUUGAGUGGCACCUCGCACCCCGGCGUGCAGUCCUACAUGAUGGUGCUCAUGGUUACCUGCUGCGUUAUCCCGCUCGGCGUCAUCGUGUUGUGUUACCUGCAUGUGUGGCUGGCCAUCCGGGUGGUAGCAAAGCAGCAGAAAGAGUCCGAGUCCACCCAGAAAGCUGAGAAGGAGGUGACACGCACGGUGGUGGUCAUGGUCCUAGCCUACUGCCUCUGCUGGGGGCCUUAUGCCUUCUUCGCGUGCUUCGCCGCUGCCCAUCCUCACUACUCGUUCCACCCUCUGGUGGCUGCCUUGCCAUCCUACUUUGCCCAAAGCGCCACCAUCUACAACCCUGUCAUCUAUGUCUUCAUGAACCGGCAGUUUCGAAAUUGCAUCUUGCAGCUUUUUGCGAAGAAGGUUGAGGACAGCUCCGAGCUCUCCAGCGCCUCCAAAACGGAGGCCUCUUCUGUGUCUUCAGUGUCACCUGCAUAA